AUGGGCAAAAAAUCAGUUAGUGAGUACAAACGUGCUCAAGCAGUUGCUCUGUUUGAUGCUGGAUUUACAAUUUCUGAUGCUGCUCGACAACUUAAUAUUUCCUGGACUUGCAUCAAAAAUGCUGUUAAACGUUAUCGUAAGCAUGGCACGUUCAAAGACCUUUCACGAAAGGGUCGUCCAUCAAGACUUACGCCAAGAACUGUUCGUCAUCUCAAACGUUUAACAACUGGAACAAAUCGAGCAAAUGCCAAUGUUAUUACACAAAAAUUAAAUGACUCAUUGACUCAAUGUGUUUCUUCUAGAACUGUUCGACGUUAUCUUCACAAAAUGGGAUAUAUUUUUACAAAAAAAAUUAGUAAACCAUAUUUGAAAAAGAUUCAUAAAAGCAAAGAGGAUUGCUUGAUUGACGAAUCAACAUAUUACGUUUUCAAACGUAAAAAUAAGAUGAUGGUUUGGCGUGCUAAAUCUGAAAAACUUGCUCCGGAUUGCAUUCACCAAUUGACCACAGGAGAUGGAGCAAAAGUAGGUAUAUGGGGAGCUAUGUGUGGAUAUGGCAAAACAUCAGCAUUCGUUUAUUCCGAUAAUAUAGAUUCAACAAAAUAUUGUGAAAUUUUAAAGAAUUACUUAAUUCCAUCAAUUAAACGAUUACCAAAAGGAAAGAAAUAUACAUAUCAAUGUGAUUUAGCCCCUUGGCAUACGAGCAAUAUGAUUAAAGACCAAGUUAAAAAACUGAAACUUAAUAUGUUCGAAUGGCCUCCUAAUAGCCCAGAUAUGAAUGUUGUUGACGAAUUGUGGAGCAUCAUUGACAAACGGUUAGCAUUAACACCAAUUAACUCCAAGGCUGAAUUAGAAAAACGUUUGAAAGAAGAAUGGAACAAAAUAUCAAUUACAUUAUAUCAAGCAUUAGUAGAUAGUAUGCCUAUACGUAUUGAAAAAUGUCUUAAAGCUAAAGGUGGUCAUUUUUUGUGA
This is a messenger RNA of Rotaria sp. Silwood2, 969 nucleotides long. The record is from the annotation of a GenBank genome assembly. Lineage: Eukaryota; Metazoa; Rotifera; Eurotatoria; Philodinida; Philodinidae.